CUUUUUUAAUUAUUUUACAAAUUAACAAUGGAGUUGUAUUUAAAAUGACAAACGCUGUUUGUGAAUCUAAGAAUAAAUCGUGGGUUACAUUCGAGUCCUGUCGACUUCACGCAUUGCAACGCAAUAAAACAAUUCUAAAUUUAUUUGCAACAUUUUUACAACCCACCAAUUCCAUUACUUUGCGACUACAAGUUCAAAAACGGGCUAAUGGAUUCAAGCCGUGGGUUAUUGACAUCAAUUUUGAUGUUUGCCAGUUUUUAAAGUCCAAAAAAAAUAAGGUAGCCAAGGUGGUUUAUGAUCUCUUCAAAGAUUUUUCAAAUAUUAACCAUUCGUGUCCCUUUAUGGGCAAACAAGUUAUAUCGGGCUUUUAUCCGACGGUCGAUAAACUACCGCAUGUGAUGCCAACUGGCGACUAUGUGCUGCUAAUGACCUGGAAAUUCUAUGAAAAAAUUCAAUUCGUUACAAAUGUUUACUUUACAUUUAUAGAGGAUUUUUAA
This is a messenger RNA of Drosophila innubila, 497 nucleotides long. RefSeq lists its product as uncharacterized. NCBI's taxonomy places the organism in Eukaryota, Metazoa, Arthropoda, Insecta, Diptera, Drosophilidae. The coding region runs from base 45 to 497 and encodes 150 amino acids. The record is from RefSeq and is a predicted model, not a curated record. The transcript is spliced from 3 exons.